Messenger RNA from Fundulus heteroclitus (mummichog), 747 nucleotides. RefSeq names its product parvalbumin 5 (gene pvalb5). Lineage: Eukaryota; Metazoa; Chordata; Actinopteri; Cyprinodontiformes; Fundulidae. Bases 169 to 495 code for a protein of 108 amino acids. The transcript has 5 exons. The record is from RefSeq and is a predicted model, not a curated record. Gene Ontology annotation, molecular function: calcium ion binding. Gene Ontology annotation, cellular component: cytoplasm; nucleus.
GAGGGAAUCUCUCUGGGAUUGAGGACUGAUACGUCAGGUUGCUUCUUACUCUCUGGAUCACGAAUCUGCAACAGAGUGUCUGGGACAAAGCGAGCGAGGCAGAGAUCCGCAACAUCAUCUACUCGGAGAGUGAAAACAUCAGCCACAGCGCGGUAGCCCCGGAGGAACAUGGCAUUUGCAGGGAUGUUGAGUGAUGAGGACAUCAAAGCUGCGGUCCAGGCUUGUCAAGCUCCGGGCACAUUUGACUUCAAGUUGUUCUUUGCACAAGUGGGACUGACCGGCCUGUCUGAGGCAGACAGGAAAAAAGUGUUUACCGUCCUGGACCAAGACAAGAGCGGAUUCAUCGAGGAGGAGGAGCUGAAAUUGUUCCUGCAGAACUUCUGUCCAGCUGCCAGGGAGCUGACUGCGGCCGAAACAAAGGCUCUGAUGGCAGCCGGGGAUAAAGACAGUGACGGCAAAAUUGGGAUAGACGAGUUCUGUGAUCUUUUGAACUGAAGAAAUAAAUACACGAGACCAAAUCCCUGUGCCCCUUUUCUGAGUAAUGAAUUUCUCCGUGGGAUUCUUUGUUCUCCAUAUUGACUGAUAAAAAUAAAUAAAUAAAAAGUCCCAAAUUCUGUACCUGCCUGCUGAUUUCCUAUUCGAUGUGUUAACACAUAAAAACUUAAGGAAAAAUGGGCCAAAACCAGAUGUGUGCAGUUAAUCAACCUGGUCUUCUGAAUGGAAUAAUAAAUGGAUUUCAGGUUAUAA